Molecule: messenger RNA, 976 nt
Organism: Topomyia yanbarensis
Lineage: Eukaryota; Metazoa; Arthropoda; Insecta; Diptera; Culicidae
Exons: 2
Coding region: 81-971 (296 amino acids)
Molecular function (GO): sequence-specific DNA binding
Source: RefSeq, a predicted model, not a curated record
AAGCUUCUAAAAUUAAAUUUCUUUCUGCAUUUUAUUAAUUUAUUAUUAAUGAAAUUUAUCAAUGUGAAGCAAUAAAAAAAAUGAGCCGAUGUUGUAUGGUUUCGUGUCUGAAUAAGAGAAGCGAGAAAAAAGUAAAGUUUUUCAACUUUCCUUCGGAUACAGCAACUUGCUUGCAAUGGGUUGAGUUUUGUCGCUGUCCAGAUACUUUGAAACGGUUUGAAGAGGGAGGAGCGGUUGCAUUGCGAAAAUUUGCCAUCUGUUCGGAACAUUUCGAACCGGCAUUGGUUGAAGCUGCUGGCAAGAAACAACUACCGCCAGAUGCAAUUCCGAUUAAUAUUGGUCGAACGUACAUGACACCUGCCAUGUUACUGGAGAAGGGUUUCAACAUUGAAGUGUUUGUUGACAAUGAAACUGAACACGAACUGAUACUGGAUGCAACCCAUAUUCCCGAUGCAGUCUUAGUGGAAAUGCUGUGUCCAGAAGACAUUAAAGAGGAAUCUGACAAGGAUGAAACGGAAAAUGCGGUUAAUCCUAUCGAUAUAGAGGAAACGCAAAGGGCUGAAAAAACAUCCGAUUACCCGACUACUGAAAGUAUACACACUGCAUUGCCAAGUAAUCUAAACCGGAGCAGUAUAGGGGAUGCCCCUUCAGUUUCAAAUACAGUUAUCAAUUGCAAAAGACUUUGCAUGGCGACUUCCACUUUCAAGAAUCGUUAUGAAAUCCAGAAGGUUAAAAAUCAACAACUUCGGGACAGUAUACAAAAAAGCAAAAAGAAAUAUGCUAAAAUGACAGCCGAAGUGCAAAAAAUGGUCGAUACAGUAGCACUGAAAAGGCAAAAGCGUACUAAAUUGAACGAGCGGUACAUAGAAUUGAAAAAACUAUGCAAAAAGGGAGUACCUCUGUCCAAUUCUAUGGAAGUCGAUGAAAGCAAUGACGAGCCCGAUUUCGAUGAAUCAACAGCGUGGUGGUGAUAUUU